Messenger RNA from Colius striatus (speckled mousebird), 2071 nucleotides. Its product is annotated as eomesodermin-like. Gene Ontology annotation, molecular function: RNA polymerase II cis-regulatory region sequence-specific DNA binding; DNA-binding transcription factor activity, RNA polymerase II-specific. NCBI's taxonomy places the organism in Eukaryota, Metazoa, Chordata, Aves, Coliiformes, Coliidae. The transcript has 6 exons. Gene Ontology annotation, cellular component: nucleus. Bases 342 to 1946 code for a protein of 534 amino acids. Gene Ontology annotation, biological process: regulation of transcription by RNA polymerase II; cell fate specification; positive regulation of DNA-templated transcription. The record is from RefSeq and is a predicted model, not a curated record.
GCAGCCGCACCGCCAGCAGCAGGGCAGGGCAGGGCAGGGCAGGGCUGGCUCCCCCGCGCCGCCGAACCACCCCCCAGACGGCAGUUUUGGGGGGCUUUCCGGGGGUUCGUAUCUGAGAUUUUUUUCCGGGUUUGUUUUUUUGCAGCCCCCUCCUUCCCCUCUUGGCUUUCUCUGGGCCGCCCCGGCUCACCCCUUUUCCCCAGCGGGGGCCGCCGGGCAUGGAGGGGGCGGCGGGAGCCCGGCGAGGCGGACACCGCUGAAACGCGCCCGGCUCCGAGUCCUGGGGUCGCCGGCGGGACCCCCAUGAGCGGCUGAGCGGGGCCGGUGCCCCCCGCCCGUCCAUGGGCGCGCUGGAGCCGGGCACCGGAGCCCCCCGCCCCGCCGUCCCUAUGCUCAGCGGCACCGGCAGCUUCGCCAAGGAGCCGCCAGGCCCCCCGGACGCCGCUGCCUACUACGGUGAUGGGGGAGCACCGGAGCCGGGAACCCCCUCUUUGCCCUACGGUGCUCCCGGUGGUUUCGGUGGCCGGUUCCUGGGGCCGUGCCCGCCUUACCGGGCCCCGCCGCCUCCCGCCGCCGCCCCGGUGGAGGGUUACGCGGUGGAGGGUUACGCGGGGUACCCGGGUGCGGAGGACACGUACGGCCCCGGGGCCGGUCCGCUGUGCCCCCGCGGCGGGCACCUCUGCGCCCUGCCCGGGUACCGGGCGGCCGGUAAGGUGCAGGUGAUGCUCAACAACUACCCGCUCUGGGCCAAGUUCCACAAGCAUCAGACCGAGAUGAUCAUCACCAAGCAGGGCAGGCGCAUGUUCCCUUUCCUCAGCUUCAACCUCUCAGGGCUCAACCCCGUGGCCCACUACAGCGUCUGCGUGGAUGUGGUGCUGGUGGAUCAACAUCACUGGCGCUACCAGGGCGGCAAGUGGGUGCAGUGUGGCAAAGCCGAGGGCAACAUGCCAGGUAACCGCCUCUACCUACACCCUGACUCACCCAACACGGGUGCCCACUGGAUGCGGCAGGAGGUCUCCUUUGGGAAGCUGAAGCUCACCAACAACAAGGGUGCAUCCAACAAUGUUGGCCAGAUGAUCGUGCUGCAGUCGCUGCACAAGUACCAGCCCCGGCUGCAUGUGACAGAGGUGAAGGAGGGUGAGGGUGAGGAGGGGUACCCCUCUCCACACACCCACACCUUUGCCUUCCCUGAGACCCAGUUCAUCGCUGUCACAGCCUAUCAGAACGCUGACAUCACCCAGCUGAAGAUCGACCACAACCCCUUCGCCAAAGGCUUCCGGGACAACUUUGACUCGAUGUACGCAGCCUCGGAGGGCGACCGUCUCACCCCAUCCCCGCCGGAGGGUCUCGGCUGCCAGCAGCUCCUGCCGGCACCGCGCUUCCAGCCCUUCCUGCCCGAGCAGUACUCGCUGCCCCCUGGCCGCUUCUUCGGUGGGGAGCGGGGGGCUCCCCUGCCCCUGCCCCCCAAGGACCCCCCGCGCUGGUACUUCACCCCCCAGCAGCCGCCUGCCGCCGGGCCACUGGACUACGGCGGCUACGAAGCGGGAUACGGGGGGGGCAAGCUGGUGCCCUACGGCGUGAAGCCCUUUGCCCUGCCGCCUGCCCCCCACCACCCUCCCUUGCCCUACUACCCCGAGGGGCCGGGGGGCUUCGCGGCGGGAGGAGGCUGGAGCCCCGGGCAGUAUGGCCCCAAGGGCAGUCCCGGGGCCCUGGGCUGGUACCGGGAGCCGCGGGAGGAGAAGGGGAAGGAGGCGGAGGGCUGGGCCCCCGAGCCCCCCGCCCCCACUUCAGGCGACUCCUCGGACUCGGGGCUGUACGAGUGCAAACGGCGGCGGGUGUCCCCGUACCCCUCCAGCACCGAGAGCUCCCCCCAGCCCCGCAACGGGGACUUCUACGAUAAGGACCCAGGUACCGACAGCGGCUACUACGGCUUCUACGGCAACUGAGCCGUGCUGAGGGGGGUUGAGACACCCCCCCUAGUCCGGGCACCUCAAAGCAAGGGGUCCUGUGUGUUUCCCUCUAUUUAACACCCAUAUCCUGGGAAGACUUGAGCAGUGGAGUAGGGGAUGCA